Messenger RNA from Carya illinoinensis, 1475 nucleotides. Its product is annotated as jasmonate-induced oxygenase 2-like. The record is from RefSeq and is a predicted model, not a curated record. The transcript has 3 exons. Bases 142 to 1257 code for a protein of 371 amino acids. NCBI's taxonomy places the organism in Eukaryota, Viridiplantae, Streptophyta, Magnoliopsida, Fagales, Juglandaceae.
UCUAUGUUUUCAUUGUAAGCCUGUGUAUAUAUAUGAUGUUCAACUCCAAGACAUUCUUGUCGACCUAGCAAGCCUAUAUAUCUAACGCCCACCAUAAAUAUUAUAAACCCAGUAUUCUUAUCUGUCUUCACCUAAACAAAAAUGAUGAGUUGUUUGCAAAGUAGUUGGCCUGAGCCAAUUGUCCGAGUCCAAGCAUUAUCAGAGAGUGGGAUAAGAGCAAUCCCAGAGCGCUACAUCAAGCCCCUCUCCGAUAGGCCUAACUGGCCGAAAACUUCCGCCGCCGUCACCUCCAAGAAGAAUUCAGAGACGUCUCCUCUCAUUAACAUCCCGGUCAUUGACCUGCAAAACCUUUUCAGCAACGAUCAGAGCCUCUGCGACAAGACUCUGAGUCUGGUAUCCCACGCUUGCCGCGAGUGGGGUUUCUUUCAGAUUAUAAACCACGGCGUCAGCCCUGAGCUGAUGAAGAGCGCGAGAAAGACCUGGCGCGAGUUCUUUAGCCUCCCGCUCGACGUGAAGCAGGAAUAUGCCAACUCUCCGACCACGUACGAAGGGUAUGGCAGCCGUUUGGGAGUGCAGAAGGGGGCGAUUCUUGACUGGAGCGACUAUUUCUUCCUCCAUUACAUGCCUCGGUCGCAGAGGAAUGAGAGCAAGUGGCCUCAACUUCCACCAUCUUGCAGGAAAGUGAUUGCGGAAUAUGGCGAAGAAACGGUAAAGCUAUGUGGAAGAUUGAUGGAGAUAUUGUCCAUAAAUCUUGGGCUUGGGAAGGAAUACCUCCAAAAUGAAUUUGGAGGUGAGAACAUAGGUGCAUGCUUAAGGGUGAACUUUUACCCUAAAUGUCCACAACCUGACCUUACACUUGGUCUGUCCCCACACUCGGAUCCAGGUGGCUUGACCCUUCUUCUGCCUGAUGAUGACGUGUCCGGACUUCAAGUUCGCAAAUGCAAUGACUGGGUUACUGUUAAGCCUGUUCCAAAUGCCUUCAUUGUCAACGUAGGGGAUCAAAUUCAGGUACUGAGUAAUGCAAUUUACAAGAGUGUGGAGCACCGGGUGAUCGUGAAUGCAGUGAAAGACAGGGUAUCUCUUGCCUUAUUUUAUAACCCAAAGAGUGAUUUACUGAUUGAACCUGCCAAGCAUCUGGUGACAGAGGAUCGACCAGCACUUUAUCCACCAAUGACAUUUGACGAAUACAGACUUUAUAUCAGGACAAAUGGUCCAUGUGGCAAGGCUCAAGUUGAAUCUUUAAAAUCUCCCAGAUAAAUUAUUAUUAAUACAACAAAUAUAUAUUAUGUUGUUAUGAUGAUCAUGGAUAAUAUUCCUUUCCUUUGUAAAUCGUGGGUUUAUGUAUAAAGACUUGAUGAAUUGCAUGAGACAAUUCAGAUCAUCAGACAAUAUGAGUCACAAUGAUGCACUUUCCAUCUGAAAAGGUGUGCCUUACUUUUACCUUUAAUGAAGUACGUACAUUACUUUCUCGUGUC